Messenger RNA from Vanrija pseudolonga, 600 nucleotides. RefSeq names its product 37S ribosomal protein subunit sws2, mitochondrial (gene sws2). Gene Ontology annotation, molecular function: structural constituent of ribosome; RNA binding. The transcript is spliced from 2 exons. The record is from RefSeq and is a predicted model, not a curated record. Gene Ontology annotation, cellular component: small ribosomal subunit; mitochondrion; ribosome. Gene Ontology annotation, biological process: translation. The coding region runs from base 23 to 577 and encodes 184 amino acids. Lineage: Eukaryota; Fungi; Basidiomycota; Tremellomycetes; Trichosporonales; Trichosporonaceae.
CCUCCUCACACCCACACACACCAUGCACCUCCUCGGCCACUACCUCCCAGAACACAACCUGAUCCGGAUCGCCCUGCGCGCGUUCUACGGCAUCAGCUACGCGACGUCGUCCCGCCUCCUCGCACGGCUGAGCAUCCCGAACGACGCCAAGGUGUCCUCCUUGACAGAGCAGCAGAUCACCGCGCUGUCAGCGUACCUGUCUGCUCCGGCCGCGUCGACGCCGCCCAGCCGCAUCGUGCUCGCGGCGCCAGGCAAGGCGCCAGACGCCAAGGCUGCCGCGGCAGCCGCCGCAGAGGGCCCCCUCGACGACCCGCUCAACAGCAUCAAGAUCGAGGUCGACCUCCGCCGCCAGCGCCAGGCAGACAUCAUGCACCACCGCCAUAUCGGCACCUACCGCGGCCGUCGCCACGCCAUGGGCCUGCCUGUCCGCGGCCAGAACACGCAGACGAACGCGCGUACCGCGCGCAGGUUGAACCGCGCGCCGUCGUCCAAGUUUAGCACUUUCUCCCAGGUCGAGUUCGAGGCACCCGUGCCCCAGCCCCCGAGCCAGAUCUUGAGGAUGCUCGGUAUGCAGUAGAGAGGGAUUGGCGUUUGGCAGGC